Messenger RNA from Photinus pyralis (common eastern firefly), 876 nucleotides. RefSeq lists its product as uncharacterized. Lineage: Eukaryota; Metazoa; Arthropoda; Insecta; Coleoptera; Lampyridae. Bases 397 to 876 code for a protein of 159 amino acids. The transcript is spliced from 6 exons. The record is from RefSeq and is a predicted model, not a curated record.
GCAAAAAAUUCAAAUUUUCACUUAAGUCCAUAUUGCUGUUCUUCUAUGUCUAACGCAUGCACUGCAAUAUAGCCAUAUGUAACAUUUUAAUAUUAUUCAAUGCAGUGUAAGAUAUUUCCCUAUUGCAGGUUCAUAGUAUUGUGGUGCAAUAGAGCCGUAACUGUCAGUUGUGGCCAUAUGAUUCUUGAAUACUUGCGCAUCAUGGUGCGCUACCGCCGCAAACAACAGUUAUGGCUCUAUAGCAUCAAAAACUAUUUUGCCGCUAUAAUUAUGACGCAGUUGCUUUCCUACCAACAACAGUGAAGUGUGUGUUUGUUUCCGCUGGCAACAGAUUAAUUUGGUGUUAAGUGAACAAAUAUUGUAUCUUGAGCGAGUAUUGCACAUUCGUUUGUUAUUAUGUCUCGUGCAAAAAAGUUAGUAAAGUUGGCUUUAGAUAAAGAUAACAUUGAAAACGAGGAUCCGAAAGAGAGUGAGAACACCUCUAAACCAAAGAAAACGUAUGCUGAACUUCAAAAUUGCCAGUUGGUACCUAACGUAAUAUUACAAGAAUAUUCUACGAAUCAACCCUUUUUAUUGGACUUAGAGGUAGAUUUUUCGAAAUACAAUGAUCCCAUUUUUGGAUUAGAGGCACAUAACAACUCAACAACGCUAGAUUUACCAGGAUGCUCAGGGAAUACUGCAGUGUCAGAGAUUAGUAAUGGACAUGUUGUGACUCCCUUGGACGACCAGCAAGCGGAGGAGAUUAAUAAUGAUGCAGCCAUUUUUGACUCAGAUGAUUCCAUUAAUGAUAAAGAUUACACACCUUCAGCGUCAGACCCUACUUCUGGUGAAAGUAUUAACGAGAGGGCUGACCGAACGGUAUUAAGAUUACUGUAA